AUGAGCCAACAAGAGCAACCACGUAAGCCACAAGAGCCGGUGACAUACGGAGACGUUUUCGAGGUCUCCGGGGAGCUAUCCGAUAAGGCCAUAGCGCCUGAGGAUGCAAACAUGAUGCAGGCAGCGGAGACGCGCGUCUUUGGACACACUCAAAAAGGUGGUACAGCCGCAGUCAUGCAGUCUGCAGCCACUGCCAACAAACGUGGUGGCUUCGUCCAGCAAGGUGAAGCAACCGACCUCGCGGCUGAACAAGGCGUCACGGUGGCGCAAACUGACGUCCCUGGUGCACGUGUCACUACAGAAUUCGUCGCUGGACAGGUCGUUGGACAAUACGUGGAGCCUAUGCCUGUGGCGACUACUACGGCUACAGACGCAGAAACGUUGGGAUUGAAUUUGCAAAGUGCUAUAACAAUAGGUGAAGCACUGGAGGCAGCUGUACAAACCGCUGGAAACAAACCAGUGGAUCAGAGCGAUGCAGCAGCGAUUCAAGCGGCUGAGGUCAGAGCUUCUGGCACCAACGUUAUUGCUCCUGGUGGAAUAGCCGCUUCAGCUCAGUCUGCAGCUAAUCACAACGCUACUGUGGACCGUGACGAGGAUAAAAUCAAGCUCGUUGAUGUUUUAGCGGGUGCUACGGGGAAGCUACAGGCGGAUAAAGCAGCAACGAGGCAGGAUGCAGAGGGAGUGGUGAGCGCUGAGCUGAGGAACAACCCUAAUCUGACUACUCAUCCAGGUGGUGUGGCAGCUUCUGUCACCGCUGCUGCUAGGCUUAAUGAGAAGGCGGAUAUAUGA
Messenger RNA from Eruca vesicaria subsp. sativa (arugula), 789 nucleotides. Lineage: Eukaryota; Viridiplantae; Streptophyta; Magnoliopsida; Brassicales; Brassicaceae. The record is from the annotation of a GenBank genome assembly.